Talaromyces amestolkiae is the source of this 591-nucleotide messenger RNA. RefSeq lists its product as uncharacterized. Lineage: Eukaryota; Fungi; Ascomycota; Eurotiomycetes; Eurotiales; Trichocomaceae. Bases 1 to 591 code for a protein of 196 amino acids. The transcript is spliced from 3 exons. The record is from RefSeq and is a predicted model, not a curated record.
AUGAAGCUGCACUACGACCAACCCGAAGCCACAGAAGGGAUGACCAGAGAUACCAAUAAAUGUUUACCAAUUGAGCUGCCCCAAAGAUGGAGCCAGCAUGUCAUUCCACUUGUCCUAGACAAGUUCUCGAUUGGUCUAAAGACCAGCAACAUCUUUGCCACAGUCACUCGGAUGGUUUCGAUGGCCAAGCAGGGUUCUCCAGUAUACGCAGUCUCCGACGCCGUCGCCUGUGCUUAUCGGGCAAGUGUUACAGGAUCUGCUGAUGCAAGGUCGAAUAUGGUUCAUGCAUACGGAAAUGCCCUACGGACUGUGAAGACGGCUUUAGAUGAUCCGGUGGAGUAUAAGGAAGACAGUACUUUAUUAGCUGUGUGGAUGUUUGUCGUCUAUGAGUUCCUCUCGAAUGCGCGUCUUACUACGAUUGCAGGCUCUGAACAGGGAGAUCGACACUGCCAGGGAAUGGCUUCGUUAAUCGCUCUGCGUGGCCCCGAACAGUAUACUAUACGACCGGGACGGGAUCUCGUCUGCAAGCAAAAGCACUCAUCGCCAGACGAGAAUCUCCUCCCGAGGUCCUUACUUGGCUCCAUCGAUUAG